AUGCUUCUAUUGAAAUCUGAACGGGCAAUCAGCGAAGAUGGGACGAUACGUCGGUAUGAUUGGAGGCAGGGUGGUGCACCACCCUCCUCCCAAGACAUCAUCCAGACAGAAAACGAAGUAACAGAUGUCAAGUUUCACCCGACUAUGGAGCAUCUAUUUGCCGACAGCGAUGGAUCAGGAAGGGUGUUCUUACGAGAUUCAAGGAUGGCCUUUGGCUCUCUUCCAAAAAGAAGCAACGAAGGGAUUGUGCGACGGUAUAACACCAAGCUGACAAAAAAGACAUAUUCUCAUUUAAGCCAUCCGGAGGCUAGCAGCAUCACGUUUGACAAAGAUGGUAGUUGUCUCCUCGUAUUUCUGAGCUUGGCCUACUUCUUUCUCUUGAGCGUGGAAUUGACUGUAUUCGAAUGGCAGCAUUACUUGCCUACCAUAUUCUCCGUUUCGGACCCCAAUCCUCUGGCCGUCUUGAGUGGAAAGAACCUCCCAGAUGGAACUCCAGUUCCUUCCAAUCAGACGACUUAUUCGAAUUCGUGUACCAUGAAGCAUGGCUCGUUCGGUGGGCCUGGUCUCGAUAACGAUGAUAUGUACGCUGCAGGUUCUGAUGACUUCUAUUGUUAUAUUUGGAGAAUACCACCUCUUCCCCAAUUAAUGGAUCAAAGGGAAAUUUAUACUGAAAAAAGAUGGAGCGUCUAUGGUGAUGCAUCUACAAUUGCAUUCACGGAAGGUCGCCAUGAACCAAAGAUAGCUCCAGUCGAGCUCUCGACACCUCUAGAUCGUUUAACAGGGCACAAUUCGAUCGUCAACACCACCCUAUUUCAUCCCCAUUUUCUCCAUAUCGUCACUGCUGGCGUGGAAAACAGUAUCCUAUUACACAGUCCAACGCCGUCAUCCCCUUGCACCCAAAAUCUACAACGAUCUCCAGAAAAUGUGCGAGUGCUGAAAGACGAAGAUGCAGAAGAGGACCGACGGCUAUACUACAGGACUCUCCUUGGCGCUCAUUCCCCGCACGCAGAAGACAAUGAGGCUAUUGAAAGGAAUGAGAGACGGACUUUGAGAAUUAUCAUCCGAGAAGAAGGACAGGUCGAUUGUUUCGAGACACGACCAUGGAGAUCGGACGGCGAAGACUCGUCGGACGAAGAUAAUGACGAAGAAGAUGAAGACGACGACUCGGAUACAUUAUUGCUGGACAUCAGCGGAGAAGAAGUCUUCCCAAGAAUACGAAUGUUUUUGAACUGA
This is a messenger RNA of Psilocybe cubensis, 1233 nucleotides long. RefSeq lists its product as uncharacterized. Gene Ontology annotation, biological process: negative regulation of fatty acid biosynthetic process. The record is from RefSeq and is a predicted model, not a curated record. The coding region runs from base 1 to 1233 and encodes 410 amino acids. Gene Ontology annotation, cellular component: cytoplasm; Cul4-RING E3 ubiquitin ligase complex. The transcript is spliced from 7 exons. Gene Ontology annotation, molecular function: protein binding. NCBI's taxonomy places the organism in Eukaryota, Fungi, Basidiomycota, Agaricomycetes, Agaricales, Agrocybaceae.